AACAUAAAACAGAACGGGUGAUGAACUGUGAAGAUUUGAAGACUAAAAAUCUGAAAUCCUUGAUGAAGAAAUCGCGUCUGAGACUGACUAAAUUGAUCAUCGAUUUGUUCUGAAACCAUCCAUAAUCGUCUUCUACAUUGUUCUCGUACCUAACCCUAACCCUAGAGGGCCUCCAAAUACGUUGAGCCGGCUCUGGUUAUGGAAUCAAAGAAGAAGGUUGUAGAAGAACAACAGAGUCACGAGAAGGUUGUGAAUUGGGAGGAUUAUCAGCAUGAGGUUGCUCGCCUUUCCAGUUUGUCGUCUGCGGUUAAUGAAGCCAAUUAUAACAAGUCUUUGAUGCAAGAGAAACUUAACGACUAUUUACAGUUUGAAGCAGAGUCAUUAAGUUGGUCUAAUCAACUAGAUGAGAUGCGUGAAAAAUUGGAAGCACGGAAACUGGUAAUGGGAAACACGUCAAUGAAUUUAAAAGUCGUACAAGAAAAGGCUAAAAAGCAGGAGGAUGAACUAAACUCCCAGAUUAGAUCUCUGCUUAUGGCCGGAACUUCUCUUUCUGUUGCUAGUAGGAGCUUGCAGGAAGAAAAUAAUUCUUUGGCUGGAGAAAGAGGGUAUGGUCAUUUAAAGAAUGUGCAGAAGUUGCUGAGGAUGAGACAGCAAUUCUUGGUGUUCCAAAUUUCAUUACUCUAUCCUGUGAAAGUUGCCACUGGACAUACAUUCGACCAAGAACUUGAUUCAUAUUCCAACAACAGUAAAUCAGGGAAUCCUUCUGGAGUGAAAGCACUUGAUGCCUCAGGAUCUCUGACUAUAUCAGGUCUUCAUCUGACUGUACUCCCUUUUAAGAAAAUGAGUUUUUUCACUGAUAAGAAGGAAGUCCAGAGCUCAGCAACUGCUCUUGGUUAUGUUGCACAUGCUGUUUCAUUAAUCGCUUUUUAUUUAGAAACUCCUUUGCGCUACCCGUUACGAUUAGGAGGUUCUCGUACAUAUAUAUGUGAUUAUGCUCCCUCAGUGGAGCCCACAUCAUCUGAUUUUACAUCAAUCUCAUUACCUUCCUUGAGCUCAAAGCCAAUGGAAUUUCCCCUGUUCUUGGAAGGACAAGACACAACAAGAUCAGCUUAUGCCGUUUUUCUACUAAAUAAGGAUUUGGAGCAGCUCUUGAAUUUUAUUGGUGUUGAAAGUUUAGGGCCACGGCAUGUGCUGGCUAAUCUGAAAGAGCUGCUAAACAAUAUCUUCUCUCCAGAUUACAUCAAUUUAUAACCAAAGUUUUCUUUCCUGUACAUGUUUUUUUGUUUUUUUACACGGUGCUUGUUUUUCCCGUUAAUGGAGCACCUGCAGACUGACUUAUAUUAUUGAAAAUGUAUGUAUGUAUGUAUGUAUGUGUAUUUAGGGCAUGUCUUGAUGUGAAGAAUUUUUCUUGUCAUUCAAAAUAGCAAAUACAUGAUGAUAGGGAUGUUUGCUGUUGAUUGAGAGAGAUUCUUUUCUUGGUUUCAAGUAAUGGUUGUAGUGUCAUUCAUGGGUCACGCCUGCCUAAUGCAUGCAUGCAUGCAAGGUCUUGGUGAGUUGGGUUCUGAUUAGGUGUUAUAUUUCACAACUCAGUCUGUUGUUUGUCUCGCAUGAUUUGGAGCAGCUCCUGACUGAAUUUUAUUGGUGUUGAAAGUUUAGGGCUGCUGGCUAAUCUGAAAGAGGAGUAUUCUCUCUCUCUCAAUUUAUAACUAAAGUUUCCAUUUCUCCUCUA
Messenger RNA from Helianthus annuus (common sunflower), 1729 nucleotides. Its product is annotated as UV radiation resistance-associated gene protein. Bases 199 to 1251 code for a protein of 350 amino acids. The transcript is spliced from 7 exons. The record is from RefSeq and is a predicted model, not a curated record. Gene Ontology annotation, molecular function: SNARE binding. NCBI's taxonomy places the organism in Eukaryota, Viridiplantae, Streptophyta, Magnoliopsida, Asterales, Asteraceae. Gene Ontology annotation, biological process: SNARE complex assembly. Gene Ontology annotation, cellular component: endosome; lytic vacuole.